UGUCCGCGCCACCUCCUGGACACCAGCUCCAUAUCGGGGGAGAAGAGAAAGUGGUGUGUGUGUGUGUAGAUAAGGCGAAGCAGCAACGGCGGAGAUCCCAGGCUCUCCCUCUCUCUCUCAGCUCCCAGCUCCUCUCUAAGCCCCCGCUCUCUUGUUCCAGUAUAUAUUGUCAGUAUUUGGUAUCUGUGUGAUUGCAGUUUGGCCGCGCUGAGGCGGCAGCCCGCGGGCAAUGGCUCUCCGAGCCGGCUGGCAAGCGAUCCUCGGCUGCCUGCUCACCGCCGCUUCGGCCGAGAUCUCUAAGGAGGGCGGCUGCAAAGUGAAGACGGUGACCGUGUCCACGCUGCCCGUGCUCCGGGAGAACGACAUCAGCUUCCACGGGGCGCUGGCCACUGAAUCCAAGCUCUUCCUCUUCGUCCGGAAUGACCUGCCGGGAGAGAUCCUGGUGGUAGACGACCUGGAGAACACAGAGUUACCUUACUUCACCCUGGAAAUGACUGGAACGGUUGCUGAUAUCUCUUUGGUCCACUGGAAGCAGCAAUGGCUGGAGAAUGGUACCUUGUAUUUCCAUGUCUCCAUGAGUAAUGCUGAGCACCUUUCUCAGAUAACUCCACCAACUCUGCGGGAGCCCUCCGAGAUUGUGGAUGAACAGAUGCAUGUCCUUCAUGUCUCAGUCAUGGGAGGUCUGAUUGCUCUGCUGCUGCUCAUCUUAAUCUUCACAAUGGUACUGUACGCUCGCCGGAGGUGGUGCAAAAGGAGGCGGGUCCCUCAGAAGAGUGCCAGCACAGAGGCCACACACGAAAUUCAUUACAUCCCAUCCGUGCUGCUGGGACCACAGGCCAGGGACAGCUUUCGUAACUCUCGGAUACAGGCCCAUAAUUCAGUGGUCGGAAUGCCAAUCCGAGAGACGCCCAUUUUGGAUGAUUAUGACUGUGAUGAAGAGGAAAACCAGCUUCGGCCUGAAGCACGCAACCGAGAAGAUGACUUUGGAAGUCAGGUGACCCGGACGUUAGAGAGCCUGGGGCGAGCGGAAGAGGACAAACCAAGUUUUGCAGCCGCUGAUGUGACUCAAGAUACAGUGCAGUCAUUGAUGCAGAAGUUCAAGGAGAGUUUUCGAACAAACACGCCAAUUGAGAUCUCGCACCUCCAGCAGGCACCCCGCAGCACAUCCACAGGACGAAAGAAGGGAAGGAGGAAUAAAAGUAGAGGCAUCAGUGGAAUUCUACGAGCAGAAGAAGAUUCUGGUACAGAAGCAGAUGAUGAAACACAUCUCACUUUUCACUCAGAACACAGAGGCAGGCGAAGAAGCAAAGGUUCUCCCAGGAGCCCUUUGAAUAGAACUGCUCUCACUUUAAUCACGGUGUGCAGCUGUGUCCUAACGGUGGUAUAUGGAGGUCACUUGACAUGCCCCCUGAUGGUGAAGGUGACCUUACAUGUCCCUGAACACUUCAUUGCUGAUGGGAGCAGUUUUGUUGUCAGUGAGGGAAGCUUUCUGGAUGUGUCAGAUUGGUUAAAUCCUGCCAAGUUAUCGCUGUUCUAUCAAAUCAACUCCACAUCUCCAUGGACAAGAGACCUUUGUGGGCAAAGGACAUUAGAGCCAUGUGAACAUCUUUGCGACGAGGAAACGGGUGAAUGUGGCUGUCAUGAUGGUUUCUCUCCAGAUCCCAUUCACAAACAUCUUUGCGUCAGAAGUGACUGGGGACAAAAUGAAGGGUUAGUUCGACCAUGGCCAUAUACAACAUUGGAAAGAGGUUAUGACCUUGUGACAGGGGACCAGGCACCAGAAAAAAUAUUCAGAUCUACCUACAGUCUGGGUCAAGGUUUAUGGCUGCCAGUUAGUAAAAGUUUUGUUGUGCCUCCAGUGGAGCUGUCCAUCAGGCCAUUAGCCAGCUGCAAGACCGAUGUCCUAGUAACAGAGGACACUGGAGAGGUCAGGGAGGAAGCUCUGCGAUCUACAUACUUUGAAACGCCAGACGAUCUCUUGUCCUCAUUUGGCCCUGUGCGUGACUGCUCCCGGGAUAAUGGAGGUUGCACGAGAAAUUAUCGUUGUGUGACUGAUCGAAAGAUUGACACCACAGGAUGUAUGUGUCCUGUGGGCCUGAGGCCUAUGAGGGAUGAUUCUGGCUGUUUUGACUACACCAAAGGAAUUGACUGUUCUGAUGGGUUUAAUGGAGGUUGUGAGCAACUUUGCUUACAACAGACAGUGCCAUUGACUGAAGACCCUUCCUCCAAUAAUAUCCUUAUGUUCUGCGGCUGUGUGGAGGAGUACAGACUGGCAGCAGAUGGUAAAUCUUGUGUGCUGCUAUCAGAGACAUGUGAGGGCACAAAAUGCCAGAAGCUUGAUGCCAAACUGAAUGACACGCUCUUUGUAGAGAUGCUGCACGGUUACAACAACAAAUCGCAGCAGGUCAAUCAGGGUCAGGUGUUCCAGAUGACCUUUCGGGAGAAUAAUUUUGUGAAGGAUUUCCCUCAAAUUGCUGACGGGUUAGUUGUCAUUCCCCUUCCUGUGGAAGAACAGUGUCGGGGAGUUCUUUCCGAGCCAUUGCCCAACCUCCAGCUCCUCACAGGUGAUGCAAAAUAUAGUGAGGCUACUGGCUAUCCCAUGGUGCAGGAGUGGAGAGUUCGAAGCAAUCUCUACAAGGUUAAGCUCAGUUCAGUAACACAAUCUGCAGGUUUUUCCAAUAUGCUGAAAAUGCUGAAGGGAGAGAGUAGCAGAGAGGAUCUGAUUUCUGUCAUCCAGCAGUAUGGCAGCCAUUAUAUAGCUGAGGCUCUCUAUGGCUCAGAACUCACAUGCAAAAUACACUUUCCAAGCAAGAAGGUCCAGCAACAGCUUUGGCUCCAGUAUCAGAAAGAAACAACUGAAUUGGGGAACAAGAAGGAACUCAAAUCGAUACCAUUUAUUUCAUAUCUCUCAAGUUUACUGGGUGCCCAGAUGCUAUCAGAUGAACAGCCAAUUACUGGCGUGGAGAUUGAGUGCGAAGAGAAAGGGCAAUGCCCCUCCAUUUGCCAUCUUUGCCAUCGUCAAGGCAAGGAUCAGGCCAGUCCAACACCUGUGCUGCUGGAGAUCACCAGUAUAGUGCCACUGUACCACUUAAUAGAGGGCAACUUGACUAGACAGAGCUUCAAGACUGCGCUAAUGAGCUCCUAUUGGUGUUUGGGGAAGGGUGAUGUCAUUGAUGACUGGUGCAGAUGUGACUUGAGUGCAUUUGAUGAGGAUGGACUCCCAAGCUGCAGCCCAUUACCUCAGCCUGUGUUGAGACUUUCUACAAGUGUAGAACCAUCAAGUACAAUGAUAGGCUUGGAAUGGCAGGAUGCCCAGCCUCUGAUAGGAACCAAGAUAGCUGACUACAUCAUUCACUAUAAGAAACUGGAUGAUUAUAUCGACCCAAAUCUUUAUGCAGGGGAAUCUCUGAGCUUUGCAGAUGACCUUCUUUCAGGGUUGGGAUCUUCCUGUGUCGUAGUGGGGAAAAACCAUGGGGUUGCCUCGGAGACGACGACGUAUUCCUUAAUUUUCAAGUGCCUGGAACCAGACAGCUUUUACAAGUUUACGUUGUACGCUUUGGACAGUAGAGGGCGACGUUCUGAGCCAAGCACUGUCACCAUGAGAACCUCCUGCCCUCUCAUUGAUGACAUCAAGGCAGAAGAAAUAGCAGAGAUGAUCUACAGCCUAUUUAAUGGCUACACCAGUGGGAAGGAACAGCAAACUGCCUACAACAUACUGAUGGAGAUCUCCUCCCCCAUGGUUUACCGAGUGAUACAUCACUAUAACUCUCACUAUGAAAAAUUUGGAGACUUCAGGUGGCGUAGUGAAGAUGAACUUGGUCCAAGAUCUCCUUGCAGGAAACCAGCAUCCUUUCUCCAGGAGAGGCACAUUUUUCAUAUGACUGCUGUAUAUUAUCUGAAGUGCUGGAUGAAUAAUAUGCAGUUUCUAAAUCAUGAAUGGAAAUGUGCAGUUACUCAAGCAUGA
Molecule: messenger RNA, 3964 nt
Organism: Rhincodon typus (whale shark)
Lineage: Eukaryota; Metazoa; Chordata; Chondrichthyes; Orectolobiformes; Rhincodontidae
Product: astrotactin-2-like
Exons: 23
Coding region: 230-3964 (1244 amino acids)
Biological process (GO): neuron migration; neuron cell-cell adhesion
Molecular function (GO): protein binding
Source: RefSeq, a predicted model, not a curated record